Messenger RNA from Caenorhabditis remanei, 381 nucleotides. RefSeq lists its product as uncharacterized. NCBI's taxonomy places the organism in Eukaryota, Metazoa, Nematoda, Chromadorea, Rhabditida, Rhabditidae. The coding region runs from base 1 to 381 and encodes 126 amino acids. The record is from RefSeq and is a predicted model, not a curated record. The transcript is spliced from 3 exons.
AUGAAAGCCAUUAUCUUCGUUUUUUAUUUCAAUUUCGUCACUAUAUCCGCUGUGCUAGAUCCGAAGAUUCCGGAAAAUCGUCACUGGAAAGAUCAUUUUGAGAAAUUAGAUAUGAAGGCCCCGCCCUCUCCACGUCCGGAUCGAGAGCAUAUGCUUUGGAAAGCAGUUCCUUUAGCAUACUUGGAAAGGAAUAACCCGAAAGAAGCAGUUGAAAACUCCCAUCAUGGUGAUUAUUCGGGCGAUGAAGAUUGGAGAACCCUGGGAGAAGAGUAUCAAAAUGAAGUGGAAUUGGGAAUAGAUGACAGAAUUAAACAGAGAUUACAUCAAUCAUUGAAUGAAAUUCUGGCAUCAACUUCUCGAAGGGGAUUCCAGCGAUCAUAA